UCCUUUCUCCCCACCUCCAGACCGGGAAGCGGAAAGCGAGGAGGAGGAAGAACAGCAAGACCCCAAAAAACCCACGACGGACGAGGGCACCGCCAGCAGCGAAGUCAAUGCCACGGAAGAGAUGUCCACGUUGGUGAACUACAUCGAACCGGUCAAGUUCAAAUCCUUCGAAGUGGCCAGCAAACGCAAUAAAUCAUACGAAAUGUCCUCGUUUGUGGAGACCAAAGGCUUGGAACAGCUGACCAACAGCCCCAUGGAGUUUGUCGAAUACAACAAGAAGCAGCUGAGCCGGAUAUACCCCAAAGGGACACGCGUGGAUUCCUCCAAUUACAUGCCCCAGCUAUUCUGGAACGCUGGCUGUCAGAUGGUGGCUCUCAACUUUCAGUCCCUGGACUUGCCGAUGCAGCUGAAUCUGGGCAUCUUUGAGUACAACCGCCGGAGCGGCUACUUGCUCAAGCCCGAAUUUAUGCGACGGCCCGACAAGUUUUUCGACCCUUUCACCGAAGAUAUCGUCGAUGGCAUUGUGGCGAACACGGUCAAAGUGAAGAUUAUAUCUGGGCAAUUCCUGUCUGAUAAGAAGGUUGGCAUCUACGUCGAGGUGGACAUGUUUGGGCUGCCGGUGGACACCAAGCGCAAAUUCCGCACCCGGACCUCGCAGGGCAACUCUUUCAACCCGGUUUGGGAUGAGGACCCGUUCGUCUUCCACAAGGUUGUGCUGCCAACCCUCGCCUCACUGCGCAUCGCGGUUUUUGAGGAAGGGGGCAAAUUUGUGGGCCAUCGGAUCUUGCCCGUCUCCGCCAUCCGUGCAGGGUACCACUAUAUUUCUCUGCGCAGCGAGAGCAACCAGCCCCUGUGUCUCCCAGCCCUGCUGGUCAAUACAGAAGCUUACGACUAUAUUCCUGAUGAUCAUCAAAAUUACGCCGAGGCCUUGAUCAAUCCAAUUAAGCACGUCAGCUUAAUGGAUCAGCGGGCCAAGCAGUUGGCCGCUCUGAUGGUGGAGAGCGAGGAGAACGUAGAGAAGCCGCGGGAGGCCCUGAUGAGGACCCCCUCCUGCGCAACCACGGGGCCGGCCCGAGAGGUCCAGAAGCCCCUCCCAGAUGUGCUGCCCCCAACUCGGAGCCCCAGCAUCGUGCCCAGUCAAGGGCAGAGAGAUGACUUGAUCGCCAGCGUCUUGGCAGAGGUCUCCCCUCCAUCUGUGGAAGAGCUUCGGCAGCAAAAGGCUUUUGUGAAGCUCCUGAAAAAGCAGUACCGGGAGCUGAAGGAGCUCCGUCGGAAGCACAUGAAGAAGAUUUGCAGUCUCAACAAGAAGCAGAACGCGCAGCUAACGCUGGAAAGAAGCCGGCUGCGGAGCCGGGAAGGAUAUUUCGGGCUGCAGAACAGUUUUAAAAAAUUGCCCUUCAUCUCUCGCGGAACCCCACAGUUCUCACGGAAACUAAGGUCUCAGAGCUCUUUAGAGGGAGCCCGGCACGCGCAGGAACACGAGGACACUCAACGGAAGCUCGACCUACAGGAGUGGCAGAUACAGGGCCUGCUACGGCUGCGCGAGGCUCAGCAUCGGCUGGAGAGGGAGUUGAAGCGAGAUCACCUGCGCCAGGCCCAACAGCGCUUGAGAGAGAUUUCUCAGGAUUACCAAACUGCUCAAUUGAAGAAGCUGAAAGAAACCAGUGAAAAAGAGAAGAAAGAGCUGCAGAAAAUCCUGGAUCGAAAACGGCAUAACAGUAUCACCGAAGCGAAAUCCCGUGAGAGGAGCAAGAAGGACGUGGAGCUAGCAGAAAUAAACCGAAGGCAUAUCACCGAGUCCGUAAACUCCAUUCGCAGGCUUGAAGAGGCUCAGAAACGACGCCAGGAAAAGCUACUUUUGGGGCACCAGGAAAUAGUGCAGUUGAUUGAAGAGGAAGAGCCACGGUUGAUCGCCCAGCUGGAGCAAGAGUGCGAACUGGAGAGUUUCUCAUUGACCCAAGAAAUCGGCCGUUUCCUGCAGGAAGAAUUCGAGGGGGGAGUCAGCAACGGACACCCCCCCGGGGCCAGCGUUAGCAACUUGCCGGCCGAAGACGAGCUGACGGUCCUGUGAACCGACGGGGAGCAAGCGACGUCCUCAAACGCUGGCUGGCCGCGAAAGAAAAGCGGGGGGCAGCCCCGCAU
This is a messenger RNA of Python bivittatus (Burmese python), 2142 nucleotides long. Lineage: Eukaryota; Metazoa; Chordata; Lepidosauria; Squamata; Pythonidae. The record is from RefSeq and is a predicted model, not a curated record.